Molecule: messenger RNA, 2741 nt
Organism: Momordica charantia (bitter melon)
Lineage: Eukaryota; Viridiplantae; Streptophyta; Magnoliopsida; Cucurbitales; Cucurbitaceae
Source: RefSeq, a predicted model, not a curated record
CACUUGCUUCGUUGCCAUGCUCAAUCUCAAUCACGCGAUACAAUUAAAUUAUUAGUUGCUCAUCUUCUUGAUUGCUUGCGGUCCUCCUUUCAAUUCAACUAAUUUCCGGUUGUUGCCAUUUUGCUUUUUGGGCAAAUCUUCGCGAAUAUCGGUGAAGUUCUCGUUCUUGUUCUCGCCUGCUGGAUUCUGGAUUUGUAAGUUUUCUUUCACUUCCCUCCGUUUCUUUUCCGUUUUCCCUCCCUUUUUCAGAAGUAGCGACUUCGGUUCUCUUUUUGGUUUCACCCUCCCUCGUUCGGCCUCCGAUUUGUGACCAAUGGAGAUGGCUAUGGAAGAUUCAUAUUCGCACGUUUUGCUUUCCAUUGCUCGCGUUUCGCUCACCGAGGAUGGAAGAACUCCGCGGUUUCCGAUUAAUCUAUUACGAAGUACGCUGCGAAUAUGUAUACCUACGCCCUUUUAAGUGUUAUUUAGGGUUUUCUUAAAUUUCUUAAGUAUUGGUUGUGUUCUGGUCUGCUAUUUCGAGGAUUCUAUUUCGAUUUGGGGCAUCUUUGUUGGAUUUCCUGCAAUUUGAAGAUUGAUUGUUCGUGUUAUUGGACUCCUCGAAGUUUUCAUGGUUGGUAAAAUUCCUUCGCCCUUGUUGCCAAAUCUUGCACAGCCCCCUGCUUUUGCAAUUCAAGAAGUUUGAAGAAUUAUCGUGUUCGUUCUUUCGGAUAUUGAGAUAUUUCUGUUCGAUUAUCAGUGCGUUAGGGUUUCAUAUAGCUUUCAUAAGCCGCUGUUUGUCUUCUUUCUGGCGUUGAAGAAUAUUACGAAUUCGAGUGUGAAACUCAGACUCUAAUCUCCUGGGCGAGAGUAAUCGAAUGGCAAGAAAGAUGGAAUUGGGAUUCCCAAAAUCUGCUUCGUACAGUCUUCGGGAACAAGCUGCUAGAACAAUUCUACGCAAUGUGAGGUCACAAGGGCAUACAUACGUCGAGCUACGAGAAGAUGGAAAAAGGUUCAUUUUCUUUUGCACUUUGUGUCUUGCACCAUGUUAUAGUGAUUCAGUGCUCUUUAACCACCUGAAGGGUACUCUUCAUACUGAAAGAUUAUCUGCUGCUAAGCUGACUCUUUUAGGACCAAAUCCUUGGCCUUUUGAUGAUGGUGUUCUUUUCUUCCAUAAGCCAGUUGAACGAGAUAAUCAGAUUGGGAUUUCAAAUGACAAUCAUGAAAGGUUGUUGGAGUAUCACAACAAUGACAACAAUCUUGCUAUUGUCAGGUAUGAUGAAAAUUCUAAAGGCAAUGGCGACAGACAUGUUGACUGUGAUGGAAAUAUAAGGGAUAUGUCCUUCGAGAAUUUGAAUGAUGGUGGAGACAGUUGUCCUUUGGUGAUUCCUGGUGUACUGAUUAGGGAUGAAAUUUCUGAUAUUAAAGUGAUGGAGUUGGGCUAUGGACAAAUUGCAGCUAGGUUUACUGAGAAGGACGGGAUCUUAACUGGAGUUGGCAGAAUAUGGUGCGAGUGGCUGGGUAAAGUAAAUGUUGAGCUUGAGGGUAAGGUCAAAGUUCCUGGACAUGAUUAUGCUAUUGUUACUUUCACUUAUAAUGUAGAUUUAGGUAGAAAGGGCUUGCUUGAUGAUGUGAAGUUAUUGCUCUCAUCUAGUCCUGGAGCUGAACUAGAAAAUGAUGAGAACACUAGAGUGAAAAGAAAGAAAUCGUUCUCAGAUCCUGGGGUUGUUAGUGAGUCUUUGAGCCAUCAAUAUGAUUCGUCGGGUGAAGAUUCUUCAGCUUCAAAUUGUGUCACUUCAUCACUGUUGUUGGAUAGAUAUGAUGAUCAAAUUCUGAGUACAACAAUCACGUUGAAUAAGGCAGUAAGGCGUGAACUGAGAAGGCAACAGCGUUUAGUUGCAGAGCGGAUGUGUGAUAUCUGUCAACAAAAGAUACUCACCCAUAAAGAUGUAGCAACACUCGUGAACAUGAAAACUGGAAGACUUGCCUGCAGUAGUCGAAAUGUUAAUGGGGUGUUUCAUGUAUUUCAUACAUCGUGCCUCAUACAUUGGAUACUUCUAUGUGAGUAUGAGAUAAGUGUGAAGGAUCUAGGUGGUAAAAAAGCUAGACGAAGGUACAGGAGAAAGAACAGGACUAAGGGCAAUAAAUGCAGCAAGGACAGUGAAACGAGACAAAUAAAAACUCAAAUUGAUUCUAUAUUCUGCCCAGCAUGUCAGGGUACCGGUAUAACUGUUGAUGGAGAUGACUUAGAGAAACCAACAAUUCCUCUUUCGGAGAUAUUCAAAUAUAAAAUAAAGGUGAGUGAUGCCCGAAGAGCGUGGAUGAAAAGUCCUGAGGUUCUGCAGAAUUGUUCGACAGGUUUCCAUUUCCCUUAUCAAUCUGAAGAAACUAUACAGGAAAAUGUGAAGCCUCUCAAGCUGCUGCAUUUUUAUGGAGCUUUUGUAUAGAACUACCUUCAAAUUCGAGGUUGGAAGAGUAGGCUUCAAGCAUGCGCCGAGGCGUACAGUUGAUCAUACUUUUCUCAAUAGGUAGGUACUAGACGAACUUUUGAACAUUCUUAGUCAUUGUAAAUGAAUUGUCCUCAAGUCUCGUAAAUAAUAUGAGGGGCAUGAAGGAUUAUCUUCAUAUAGAUUGGUCCUCAUCCUUAACCAGUUCCGCCUUCGUGAGUUAAACAUUGUAUGUACCAUGUUGGUCAGACACAGUUGUGAACUCUUGCGCACAUAUGUGUCAAUAUUACUUUAUCACAUUUCACAGUUGCAGUUUUA